Messenger RNA from Colossoma macropomum (tambaqui), 953 nucleotides. RefSeq names its product prokineticin 1 (gene prok1). Bases 263 to 580 code for a protein of 105 amino acids. NCBI's taxonomy places the organism in Eukaryota, Metazoa, Chordata, Actinopteri, Characiformes, Serrasalmidae. The transcript is spliced from 3 exons. The record is from RefSeq and is a predicted model, not a curated record.
AGUCUGAUUUUAGAAGUUACCAGAGCUUCUUUGACCCAGGACACCGGCAAGAAGAAGAAGAAGAAGAAGAAAGGAUCUGACACAGAGUAGGACAGGAGUCCACUAUCUCAUUUCCUUCAAACUAAAACAAACGAGGUCAUCUGAAAGCCUUCUUCCAGAAGAGAGAGAAAAUUAAAGAGACAGAUAGAAAGAUAGGGUUACAGGGGGGGCAAGGAAACGGAAAGAUAGUGAGAGCCUAAUAGUCUGGUGUGGAGUUGCUGCUAUGAGCCUGGUGGUCUUAUUCUCAGUACUCCUGGUGUCUCUGAGUGGCUGCAGAUGUGCUGUCAUCACUGGGGCAUGUGACCGAGACGUCCAGUGUGGCAUGGGGCUGUGCUGCGCAGUCAGCCUGUGGCUGAGGGGCCUGCGGAUGUGCACGCCACAAGGGCUAGAGGGAGAUGAGUGCCAUCCUUUCAGCCAUAAGGUACCUUUCCCUGGGAAGAGACAGCAUCACACCUGCCCCUGCCUGCCUCACUUGGUGUGCACCAGAUUCGCAGACAACAGAUACCGAUGUACCAAUGACUACAAAAACAUUGACUUUUAAAUGCAUAUAAGGGAGAGAGAGAGAGAGAGAGAGAGAGAGUGGAAGACUGCAAGCUAGUGGAAAAGAUUACUUGAAGGAGAAAUGAAGAUAGCACAAGAAUAAGUGCCACUGUUCCUGACUCUUGGUUUUCACAUUCAUGCACUUUGCACUAAACACACCAUUAUCUGGUUUUCUCUGAAAUGCUGUCGUACUCUCACCCACACAAAACAGUGUUUGGUUCAGAAACACAAAGUCAUAGUUGGUUUACUUUGGCUCUCAGUGUAGGCCUAUUUAAACUUAGGUCAUGUAAUAAGUCAUAUGCACUGAAAUGUGUGCUCAUAGCAGAUAAGAACAUAUUGAACAUUAUAUUUCCAAAUAAAUCUAAUGCUCCAUA